Molecule: messenger RNA, 539 nt
Organism: Humulus lupulus (European hop)
Lineage: Eukaryota; Viridiplantae; Streptophyta; Magnoliopsida; Rosales; Cannabaceae
Product: auxin-responsive protein SAUR21-like
Exons: 1
Coding region: 65-361 (98 amino acids)
Biological process (GO): response to auxin
Source: RefSeq, a predicted model, not a curated record
UACUACAAAAUAUUGUUGUGAACUCUAAUACUUCUUCUAAAGAAAAACACAAAGGAAGAUCAACAUGGCAUUUGGAUUUCCUGGCUUUGCUCAGGGUAAAAAGGCUCUCCGAAGAUCACUUUCAGGCAUUAAAGAAGCAACUUUAAAGUCUGCAACCAUUCCAAAAAGAUGCUUUGCUGUCUAUGUCGGAGAAGAUCAAAAGAAGCAUUAUGUAGUACCUCUUUCGUACCUAAAUGAGCCUGCAUUUCAAGACUUGCUGAGCAUGGCAGAAGAAGAAUUCGGAUAUGAGCACCCAAUGGGUGGACUCACAAUUCCUUGCAGAGAAGACAUAUUCAUUGACAUCACAUCUCAGUUGAAUUGAUUGUAAUUUGUAGUACUGAACAUAGAUUCACAGAAAACCAUUUUGUAGAUCAUAUACUUUUACCCUUCUUGUUUUAGUUAAAAAAGGGAAUUUUUUUGACUAGUUAUGAAACUAGCAAAUAGAAAGAACUCAUUUGAUUAAUACUUGUCCUCUUUUCGGUUGAGUUCCAUUUUUCUUG